CAAUCUGUCGGUUGUCAUUUGUCAUAAUAAGUUGAUUGAACUGUGAAGUUGUUGGAAGUUUUAUAAAUUCAAUAAUAUUAAAGCGCUAAAAACGGUAUUGUUCUAAGCAGUUUUAUUAGUUCAAGAAUAAUGUCAAUUAAUUGGUUACUCAACACUAAAAAAUCAGUGUCAGUCUUCAUCGAUUUUGUACGCAAUGCCAGUAAAAAGACAGGAGGUAGUACGAGGAAUACAAACUGCAAAGUAAGGCCGAAGCACAGAGGGUGGAAAGUACAAGAUGGUCACAUUGUUCCAGCGGGAAAAAUUUUAGCAACCCAAAGAACUACAAGGUUUCAUCCAGGUUUAAAUGUUGGAUUUGGACGUAAUGGCACAUUGUUUGCAAUGGAAGCGGGCAAAGUGGUUGUAACAUGUGAGAAGUUUGAACCAAACUGGGAUCACACAUGGGUGCAGCGGUGUUAUGCUGGUAGAACUAACCAAAACAUAUUCAAGAAAUACUAUAAUGUCAUACCGGAGCCACAGCACAACAGAUUUAAAUUAAUUGAUGAAGUUUAAUAUAUGUUUUAAUUGUAGUCAUUAGUAAAAUAAAUUA
Molecule: messenger RNA, 586 nt
Organism: Papilio xuthus (Asian swallowtail)
Lineage: Eukaryota; Metazoa; Arthropoda; Insecta; Lepidoptera; Papilionidae
Gene: mRpL27
Product: mitochondrial ribosomal protein L27
Exons: 3
Coding region: 130-549 (139 amino acids)
Biological process (GO): translation
Cellular component (GO): mitochondrial large ribosomal subunit; ribosome
Molecular function (GO): structural constituent of ribosome
Source: RefSeq, a predicted model, not a curated record